This is a messenger RNA of Leptidea sinapis, 1304 nucleotides long. RefSeq names its product protein ABHD11-like. Gene Ontology annotation, molecular function: catalytic activity. The coding region runs from base 197 to 1126 and encodes 309 amino acids. The record is from RefSeq and is a predicted model, not a curated record. The transcript has 4 exons. Gene Ontology annotation, cellular component: mitochondrion. Lineage: Eukaryota; Metazoa; Arthropoda; Insecta; Lepidoptera; Pieridae.
ACGAGACUUCUGGGCGAAUAGAUUAUGUGUUUGCCUUUCGAAGGAAUCAAGUUGAAAUGGACACUUAGAACUGCUUGACUUUAUACGUUGAUUUUGACAUUUAUUUUUAACCGACUUCAAAAAAGGACGAGGUUCUCAAUUCGUCGAAGCUCAUACACUCGAAAACGACUGAUCAAUUGAGAUAAAAAUCACAAAAAUGUUAUUGAAAAGUUUGAAGCCACAGAAUUGGUACAGAUUGUAUGUAACAAGUUUCCUAUCCUCUAAAUGUGUGGAAUUUAGUUCCUGUAAUGUUGAUACCGUCGCGGCCGAUCUCGCAUACAACAUUCAUGAUAGCCAUUUUGUAGAUCCGUCUAAACCACCCUUGGUCACCUUUCAUGCUUUUUUGGGAUCAGGAUCACUUUGGGAUGGUGUGGCUAUGGAAAUUCAAAAGGAAACAGGAAGAAAAGUUAUAAACCUGGACGCUCGAAGUCACGGCAACAGCCCACGCAGAGCUUCUCUUCAUUAUUUCGAAAUGGUCAACGAUGCGAUAAAAGUAUUUCGGAAAUUGGAAAUACCAAAAGUAUCUAUUAUUGGUCAUAGCAUGGGUGGUUAUACCUGUAUGGCUCUAUCACUUCUCUGUCCCGACCUGGUCUCCAGUUUAAUUGUGGUUGAUAUUUCUCCUGUAAAAGCUCGUCUAGAUUUAGUAUUUGCGAUGAAUGUUCUGAAGUGCAUGGAUACUGUUCCUUUAAAGUCAAGUUUGACAAUGUCAGAAGCGAGACAACUAGCGGAUCAUAAGUUACAAGCCAUCACGACGGAUAAGAAAUUGAGAAUCUAUUUAGUUUCAAACUUAGUCAGGACAGCCACAGGAGAAUAUACAUGGAAGACUAAUAUUCCGGCAUUAAGAGAUAAUUUAAUAAAUAAUAUAGCGAAAUUUCCUCCAAGUUUAAAAGGACGUAAAUAUCUUGGUCCCACUUUGUUCAUAUGUGGAGCCUCAUCGGAACACGUUUUAAAGGAAGACUUGCCGGAGAUCAAAGAUUUCUUUCCACAAGCUGAGUUUACCUUCAUAGAGGGAGCAAAGCACUGGGUGCAAACUGAUCAGCCGGAGCGAUUUAGAGAAACGGUGUGCAAAUUCCUGAAUGAAAAAUAAUUGAUAUCAGUGUUUGUUACUACUGUUUUCAUAAUUAUUCACCAUCCGUUCAUAUAAUGGUAACAAUACACUGGCGGACUCAUUACCCGCAUCAGUAUUCGAAGCCUUUGAAAUAAUUCGCCAUUCAAACUUUUUAUACAAAGACCUAAUGUUAAAUAAAAUAAAUAAAAAAAUAAAA